AUGGACAAAGAGUCCAUGUCACCCAAAUUGACACAUAAACCCGCAUCGAUUUCGCCUCUAUCCAAGGCACUUCUGGACUUUGUCCAGUUCCCACCUGAAUGGAGGGUGGGGAGUACAGAACAGAUAAUCGCCAGACUAGAAGUCUGGGAAUCGAUAAGGAAGACCAAGGCACACAGUCAGUGCCUUGGGAACCCCAGAUCUGGGGGACAACCAUCGUUGCAUGGACUUAACAUGUGUGAUAUUUCUUAUCCUUCUUUGGAUAUGUGGGAGCAGAGAUUCUCCCAGAAUAUGGUGGAACGGCACCACAUUGGGCCACAGGAUGACCACCCACACUCAGGGCCAGGUUCAUCAGGUGGUGGGAGGUGGUCUAGCCAAUUACCCUCUGGGAAAUCGCCAAGGAGACUCUCCCAGAAUAUGGUGGAACAGCACCACAUUGGGCCACAGGAUGACCACCUGCAUUUAGGGCCAGGUUCAUCUGGUGGUCUUGCCAAUUACCCUCUGGGAAGUCACCAAGGGGACCUUCCCAAAAUAUGGUGGAACGGCACCACAUCAGGCCACAAGAUAACCACCCAGAAUUGGGGCCAGGUUCAUCAGGUGGUGGGAGGUGGUCUAGCCAAUUACCCCCCGGGAAGUCACCCAUUGCCGAAGCAAUGCCAACACUGGUUUUUCCUCUGGAAAAACCUCAUGGUCUAUCCAUGA
Cantharellus anzutake is the source of this 699-nucleotide messenger RNA. RefSeq lists its product as uncharacterized. Lineage: Eukaryota; Fungi; Basidiomycota; Agaricomycetes; Cantharellales; Hydnaceae. The record is from RefSeq and is a predicted model, not a curated record. The coding region runs from base 1 to 699 and encodes 232 amino acids. The transcript has a single exon.